Messenger RNA from Gryllus bimaculatus (two-spotted cricket), 558 nucleotides. The record is from the annotation of a GenBank genome assembly. NCBI's taxonomy places the organism in Eukaryota, Metazoa, Arthropoda, Insecta, Orthoptera, Gryllidae.
AUGGCAACCGUGUCGUUGUGUGGGCGGCAGGGCGACGCCGAGCUGGGCAUCCCCGUGCUGGACCCGCUGGUGGUGGACGAGUGGGAGUUCGCCGUGGACGAGGAGCCGCUGGUGUCCGCCGAGGGCUCCCUGUCGCAGGCCAGGCUCGAGGGCCUGGGCGCUUUCGUGGUGGAGAAGUCCAAGAUCUCCAUCAGCGUCCUUCCGCCGCGCGCCACCGUCACCGUGGGCGUUCGCGUGCCCGCCGUCAGCGCCGUCGGCAACUACCGCCUCAGCGGCGAGGCGCACACGCGCAUGCGCACUGACAUCAGCGUCGACGCCGACGGAGACUUCACGGUUGUUGUUAAGGACAUUAGCUUCCUUGUCAAGGCUGUUGUCACUCUGAGCUUUAAAGUGAAGAGUGUCGAUGUUACUCUGGGAUUGGGCGAUGUCGACAUCAACGUGCAGGGCGCUGCUGCUGAACUGAGGAGUCAUCCCGUCUUCAGCAGUCAGCUUCACCUCACCCACACUUCGUCUCGUCCUGCGCCCGCGCGCAACGGCGGCGCACAGCAACCGCAUUAA